Messenger RNA from Myiozetetes cayanensis, 7620 nucleotides. It is a transcript of the gene MYH10, whose product is annotated as myosin heavy chain 10. Lineage: Eukaryota; Metazoa; Chordata; Aves; Passeriformes; Tyrannidae. The transcript has 43 exons. Gene Ontology annotation, cellular component: myosin complex. Gene Ontology annotation, molecular function: ATP binding; cytoskeletal motor activity; actin filament binding. The record is from RefSeq and is a predicted model, not a curated record. The coding region runs from base 52 to 6075 and encodes 2007 amino acids.
GCGGCCGGCGCUGCACAGGGUAACUGAGAGAGGACACCUUCGCUUCCCACCAUGGCACAGAGGUUGGGACAGGAGGAUCCAGAGAGGUACCUCUUUGUGGACAGGGCUGUGAUCUACAACCCUGCCACCCAGGCCGACUGGACUGCCAAAAAGUUGGUGUGGAUCCCCUCGGAGCGCCAUGGCUUCGAGGCAGCCAGCAUCAAGGAGGAGAAGGGGGAUGAGGUGUUGGUGGAACUGGCAGAGAAUGGGAAGAAGGCACUAGUCAAUAAAGAUGACGUUCAGAAGAUGAAUCCUCCCAAGUUCUCCAAAGUGGAAGACAUGGCAGAAUUAACCUGUUUAAAUGAAGCCUCUGUAUUGCACAAUUUAAAGGAUCGCUAUUACUCUGGGCUCAUCUAUACCUAUUCAGGGCUGUUCUGUGUAGUUAUAAACCCUUACAAGAACCUCCCGAUUUAUUCGGAAAACAUUAUUGAGAUGUACAGAGGGAAGAAGCGCCACGAGAUGCCACCGCACAUCUACGCGAUCUCCGAGUCUGCCUACAGGUGCAUGCUGCAAGAUCGUGAGGACCAAUCAAUUCUCUGCACGGGUGAAUCUGGUGCCGGGAAGACUGAGAACACUAAGAAGGUCAUUCAGUACCUUGCUCAUGUUGCUUCCUCCCAUAAAGGAAGAAAGGACCAUAAUAUUCCUCCCGAAUCACCCAAACCCGUGAAACACCAGGGGGAGCUGGAGCGGCAGCUUCUGCAGGCCAAUCCCAUCCUGGAAUCCUUCGGGAACGCAAAGACAGUGAAAAAUGACAACUCCUCCCGCUUUGGCAAAUUCAUCAGGAUUAACUUUGAUGUUACUGGUUACAUUGUCGGGGCCAACAUCGAGACAUACUUGUUGGAAAAGUCUCGUGCUGUUCGUCAGGCCAAAGACGAGCGGACGUUUCACAUCUUCUACCAACUACUGGCUGGAGCAGGAGAGCACCUCAAGUCUGACUUGCUGCUCGAAGGAUUUAACAAUUACAGAUUUUUAUCUAAUGGCUACAUCCCCAUUCCUGGGCAACAAGACAAGGAUAACUUCCAGGAGACAAUGGAAGCCAUGCAUAUCAUGGGGUUUUCACACGAUGAGAUCUUGUCAAUGCUGAAAGUGGUGUCUUCAGUGCUGCAAUUUGGAAACAUUUCCUUUAAGAAGGAGAGAAACACCGAUCAAGCCUCUAUGCCAGAGAACACCGUUGCACAGAAACUGUGCCAUCUGCUGGGAAUGAACGUCAUGGAGUUCACCCGGGCCAUCCUGACUCCCCGCAUCAAAGUGGGCAGGGACUACGUGCAGAAAGCCCAGACCAAAGAACAAGCGGACUUUGCAGUGGAAGCUCUGGCAAAGGCCACCUACGAGCGCCUCUUCCGCUGGCUCGUCCACCGCAUCAACAAAGCUUUGGACAGGACCAAACGUCAGGGAGCAUCUUUUAUUGGCAUCCUGGAUAUUGCUGGAUUUGAGAUCUUUGAGUUGAACUCCUUUGAGCAGCUCUGCAUUAACUACACCAACGAGAAGCUUCAGCAGUUAUUUAACCACACCAUGUUUAUCCUGGAGCAAGAGGAAUACCAGCGAGAGGGGAUCGAGUGGAAUUUCAUUGAUUUUGGACUGGAUCUGCAGCCUUGCAUUGACUUAAUUGAAAGACCUGCAAAUCCUCCUGGUGUGUUGGCACUGCUGGAUGAGGAAUGCUGGUUCCCUAAAGCUACUGACAAGACAUUUGUGGAAAAGUUGGUCCAAGAGCAAGGAACUCAUUCCAAGUUCCAAAAACCAAGACAACUAAAGGACAAAGCAGACUUCUGCAUUAUUCACUAUGCAGGGAAGGUGGACUACAAGGCAGAUGAGUGGCUGAUGAAGAACAUGGACCCCCUGAACGACAACGUGGCCACGCUCCUGCACCAGUCGUCCGACAAGUUCGUUGCUGAGCUCUGGAAGGAUGAGAUUCAGAAUAUUCAGAGAGCCUGUUUCUAUGACAAUAUUACUGGUCUUCAUGAGCCACCAGUGGAUCGCAUCGUGGGGCUGGACCAGGUCACUGGGAUCACGGAGACGGCCUUCGGCUCGGCCUACAAGACCAAGAAGGGCAUGUUCCGCACCGUGGGGCAGCUCUACAAGGAGUCCCUCACCAAGCUCAUGGCCACGCUCCGCAACACCAACCCCAACUUCGUGCGCUGCAUCAUCCCCAACCACGAGAAGAGGGCUGGAAAACUGGAUCCACAUCUGGUUCUAGAUCAGCUCCGGUGCAACGGUGUUUUGGAAGGAAUAAGGAUCUGUCGACAAGGAUUUCCAAACAGGAUAGUGUUCCAGGAGUUCAGACAGAGGUACGAGAUCCUUACUCCCAAUGCAAUUCCAAAGGGUUUCAUGGAUGGCAAGCAAGCCUGUGAGCGUAUGAUCAGAGCCUUGGAGCUGGACCCCAACUUAUACAGAAUUGGCCAGAGCAAGAUCUUCUUCAGAGCUGGUGUCUUGGCACACUUGGAAGAAGAGAGGGAUCUGAAGAUCACAGACAUCAUCAUCUUCUUCCAGGCAGUGUGCAGAGGGUACCUGGCCAGGAAGGCCUUUGCAAAGAAACAGCAGCAGCUGAGUGCACUGAAAAUCCUGCAGAGGAAUUGUGCUGCAUAUUUAAAGCUCAGGCACUGGCAGUGGUGGAGAGUCUUCACAAAGGUGAAGCCUCUUCUUCAGGUCACUCGUCAGGAAGAAGAACUUCAAGCCAAGGAUGAGGAGCUCAUGAAGGUGAAAGAAAAACAGACAAAAGUGGAGGCAGAACUUGAAGAAAUGGAAAGGAAACAUCAACAGCUUCUAGAAGAGAAGAACAUCCUCGCAGAGCAGCUCCAGGCUGAGACAGAGCUCUUUGCAGAAGCUGAGGAGAUGAGGGCUCGCUUGGCUGCCAAAAAACAAGAGCUGGAAGAAAUUCUCCAUGAUUUGGAGUCCAGGGUUGAGGAAGAAGAGGAGAGAAACCAAAUAUUGCAGAAUGAGAAGAAGAAAAUGCAGGGCCAUAUUCAGGAUCUGGAGGAACAGCUUGAUGAGGAGGAGGGAGCUCGACAGAAGUUGCAGCUUGAAAAAGUGACAGCUGAGGCAAAGAUCAAGAAGAUGGAGGAGGAGAUCCUACUGCUGGAGGACCAAAAUUCCAAAUUUUUGAAGGAAAAGAAGCUGAUGGAGGAUCGAAUUGCUGAAUGUUCUUCUCAGCUGGCUGAAGAAGAAGAAAAGGCCAAAAACUUGGCCAAACUCAAGAACAAGCAGGAGAUGAUGAUCACUGAUUUGGAAGAGCGCUUAAAAAAGGAGGAGAAGACCCGCCAGGAGUUAGAAAAAGCUAAAAGAAAACUGGAUGGUGAAACAACAGACCUGCAGGACCAAAUAGCAGAGCUGCAAGCCCAGAUUGAGGAGCUGAAGAUCCAGCUGGCCAAGAAAGAGGAGGAGCUGCAGGCUGCUCUGGCCAGAGGUGAUGAAGAAGCAGUUCAGAAGAACAAUGCACUGAAAGUGAUAAGAGAGUUGCAGGCCCAAAUUGCAGAACUGCAGGAGGACCUGGAGUCUGAGAAGGCCUCACGUAACAAGGCAGAAAAGCAGAAAAGAGAUUUAAGUGAAGAGUUGGAGGCUUUAAAAACUGAACUGGAAGAUACUUUGGAUACCACUGCAGCACAGCAGGAGCUGAGGACAAAACGUGAGCAGGAGGUGGCUGAACUGAAGAAAGCAAUUGAAGAGGAAACCAAAAACCACGAAGCACAGAUCCAGGAGAUCAGGCAGAGGCAUGCCACUGCCCUGGAAGAGCUCUCUGAGCAACUGGAACAGGCCAAAAGGUUCAAAGCAAACCUCGAAAAAAACAAGCAAGGCCUCGAGUCCGACAACAAGGAGCUGGCCUGUGAAGUGAAGGUGCUGCAGCAGGUCAAGGCAGAGUCUGAACACAAGAGGAAGAAACUCGAUGCUCAGGUCCAGGAGCUGACUGCAAAGGUCACAGAAGGGGAGAGGCUCAGGGUGGAGCUGGCGGAGAAAGCCAACAAGCUGCAGAAUGAGCUGGAUAAUGUCUCCAGUCUCCUGGAGGAAGCAGAGAAGAAAGGCAUCAAGUUUGCCAAGGAUGCUGCCAGUUUGGAAUCUCAGCUUCAGGAUACGCAGGAGCUGCUUCAGGAGGAAACACGCCAGAAACUCAACCUCAGCAGCAGGAUAAGGCAGCUGGAAGAGGAGAAGAACAACCUGCAAGAGCAGCAGGAAGAGGAGGAAGAGGCCAGAAAGAACUUGGAGAAACAGAUGCUGGCCUUGCAGUCACAGUUGGCCGAUGCCAAGAAAAAGGUAGACGAUGACUUGGGAACCAUUGAAGGCUUGGAGGAAAUGAAGAAGAAGCUGCUGAAGGACAUGGAGUCCUUAAGCCAGCGCCUGGAGGAGAAGGCACUGGCUUAUGACAAACUGGAGAAGACAAAGAACCGCUUGCAGCAGGAGCUGGAUGACUUGAUGGUGGAUCUGGAUCAUCAGCGCCAGAUUGUCUCUAACCUGGAGAAAAAGCAGAAGAAGUUUGAUCAGAUGCUGGCAGAAGAAAAGAACAUUUCUGCCAGAUAUGCUGAGGAAAGGGAUCGUGCUGAGGCAGAAGCGAGGGAGAAGGAAACCAAGGCACUGUCUCUGGCUCGGGCCUUGGAGGAAGCCCUGGAAGCCAAGGAAGAGUUUGAAAGACAGAACAAGCAGCUGCGUGCAGAUAUGGAAGAUUUAAUGAGCUCUAAAGAUGAUGUGGGCAAAAAUGUCCAUGAGCUGGAGAAGUCAAAGAGAACCUUGGAGCAACAGGUGGAAGAGAUGAGGACUCAGCUUGAGGAACUGGAAGAUGAACUGCAGGCCACAGAAGAUGCCAAGCUGCGUUUGGAGGUGAACAUGCAAGCUAUGAAAGCCCAGUUUGACAGAGAUCUGCAAGCCAGAGAUGAGCAGAAUGAAGAGAAGAAGAGGAUGCUGGUGAAACAAGUGCGGGAGCUGGAGGCGGAGCUGGAGGAUGAGCGCAAGCAGCGGGCGCUGGCGGUGGCUGCCAAGAAGAAAAUGGAGAUGGAUCUGAAGGACCUGGAAGGGCAGAUUGAGGCUGCAAACAAGGCUCGGGAUGAAGCCAUCAAACAGCUGAGGAAGCUCCAGGCUCAGAUGAAGGACUACCAGCGGGAGCUAGAAGAGGCCCGUGCAUCCAGGGAUGAGAUCUUUGCCCAGUCCAAAGAGAGUGAAAAGAAGCUCAAAGGUCUUGAAGCAGAAAUACUCCAACUCCAAGAGGAGUUUGCUGCCUCCGAGCGAGCCCGUCGUCACGCGGAACAGGAGAGGGACGAGCUGGCGGAUGAGAUUGCGAACAGCGCUUCAGGAAAGUCGGCGCUGCUGGACGAGAAGCGCCGGCUGGAAGCUCGGAUUGCUCAGCUGGAGGAGGAGCUGGAGGAGGAGCAGAGCAACAUGGAGCUGCUCAACGAGCGCUUCCGAAAGACCACGCUGCAGGUGGACACGCUCAACUCGGAGCUGGCCGGGGAGCGCAGCGCGGCCCAGAAGAGCGAGAACGCCCGGCAGCAGCUGGAGAGGCAGAACAAGGAGCUGAAGGCCAAGCUGCAGGAACUGGAGGGCUCCGUGAAGUCCAAAUUCAAGGCAACGAUUUCCACCCUAGAAGCCAAGAUUGCACAGCUCGAAGAGCAGCUUGAGCAGGAAGCCAAGGAGAGAGCAGCUGCCAACAAACUGGUGCGGCGCACGGAGAAGAAGCUGAAGGAGGUGUUCAUGCAGGUGGAGGACGAGCGUCGCCACGCCGACCAGUACAAGGAGCAGAUGGAAAAGGCCAACGCCAGGAUGAAGCAGCUCAAGAGGCAGCUGGAGGAGGCGGAGGAGGAGGCCACUCGGGCCAACGCGUCCCGGCGCAAACUGCAGCGGGAGCUGGACGAUGCCACGGAGGCCAACGAGGGGCUGAGCAGGGAGGUCAGCACCCUCAAAAACAGGCUAAGGAGGGGGGGCCCCAUCACCUUCUCCUCGAGCCGCUCGGGGCGGCGGCAGCUGCACAUCGAAGGGGCCUCCCUGGAGCUGUCGGACGACGACGCCGAGAGCAAAGGCAGCGACGUGAACGAGGCGCCGCCCGCCCCCACCGAGUAGAGCCCCCCUUUGCAUGCAGAGACCUCUCCAGCCCCGCCGGCAGGAGCACAGGACUGUCCUGCCCACAGAACUGCCUUGUGGCCCCAAACCUGCCUUACGACCCGUCGGCAUGUGCUACAAGGCUCCUUAUCAUAGGUCAACCAUGUCUUAAGGCUCUCCAGCCUCACCACACUGUACCCUGCUUCAGAUAUAGGUACAACCGCUUUUUUUAUAUAUAGCGAACAACCGGGAUCGUCUCUGUUCAGUGCAUCUCUUUUUCCAGAUAACUCAUUGUAAAGCCAUUUUCUAAAAGCAUCAUGUGAAGGAUGAAACUUUUUUUUAUCAAUCCAGAAGCGUCAUUCCCAGCGGGGUGGGUGGCCGGGACAGACCCCUUUGCCGUGGCUAUGCAUGCCUUGUGUCCAGCAUCCUUCCAGGCUCCCGGGCUCGCCGGCCCCUGGCUGGGCUGAGUCUCUCGGAUCAGUGAAGACCAAACCGCACCCGUUAUCUUUUCUUUUCUCCUCCUCGUUGUGAUCCGCACACAAUCCGUGAGUGAACUGUGAAUCGGCCUUGGGAAGUGUUAGAGGGAAGUGUAGGGAUGAGUGAGUAGUGUCCAUUUUUUUUAACCUGCAAUACCAUUUGAAGUGUUCUCAGCACCUGCUCCAUCCGUUCGUGUUCAUGCAGUCCAGGCACACCCAGGUGGGUCCCCGUCCCCCUGUACAGACCCGUGAGCCCAGAGCCCUCCCUGUAGAUAUCCAGGCUCCUUUAAUGUGAACACCAGUGGGAAUUAAACACACAACACAGGCAAAGCUAAUUUAUUAACGUGAGGCCGAGCCAGGCCGUGGAGCCGAGUGGCUGCACGUGCAGGAGGCUCUGGGACCCCCUGGCAGCCCCCCGGGAGUCCUGCGGGCCCAGGGGGGCUUGUGGGGGCCGGGGCUCCCGUGGUGGAUGGAUGGAUGCUGCCUGCCUACGAGUUAACAUGCCAGUGGAUGUGAAUCCUUUUUUUUUUUUUCCGUUGUUGUUUUGUUGUUGUUUUUUUAUUUUGAGCAGUAUUACAGUGAGUAGUUAGCGUUCUUUUUGUUGAAAUAGCUGAAAACUGACAUUACAGAAAGUGCCUUAGACACUACAGUACUAAGACAACGUUACAUAUAUAAUUUGCCUAUAUAACAAUGAUUUAAUGUAUUAAUUUUGACUGUGCUUCAUAUCAUGUACCUCUCUAGUCCAAGUGGUAUUAUUGAUAUUAGUGACAAUGAAUCAGUGUUAACUAGGAAACUUCCUCUGCCACAUGCUCAAAACCCAUGGAUUUCCCUUUUUUUUUUGGUUCAAAGCUUUAACAUCUGUCGCGAAGGUUUUGUUGUGUGUGUUUGGAUAUUUUUAAUCAAACUGGCUGUUGACCACCAGGCGUCUGACUGCAAAUAUCUUGUUUUCUUGUAUACCCAUAUUUCUAGACAAUGAUUUUUGUAAGACAAUAAAUUUAUUCAUUCUAGAUGCGGCCGCCUGCUCUGUUUACUUACUGGAAGAGCUCUCCCGAGGCUGGCAUAGACCUUAAUAAACAAGAUAUGACUGGAA